Messenger RNA from Saccostrea cuccullata (small rock oyster), 1224 nucleotides. RefSeq names its product coadhesin-like. Bases 1 to 1224 code for a protein of 407 amino acids. The transcript has 8 exons. The record is from RefSeq and is a predicted model, not a curated record. NCBI's taxonomy places the organism in Eukaryota, Metazoa, Mollusca, Bivalvia, Ostreida, Ostreidae.
AUGGAAGAAGACAUGGAAGAAGACAUGGAAGAAGACCCAUUUUUGUUAAAUGGAGGGUGGUCUAGGUGGGGCAGCUGGAUGUCAUAUGGAAAAUGUAGUAAUAAAUGUGGAAGAGGAACCCAGAAAUACGUAAAAUAUAGGACAUGUACCAACCCGAGGCCACGUAACGGAGGCAGCAGAUGUUACGGCAGUAGCAUUAGAUACAUGUACAAGUCCUGUUAUCGCCGCCACUGUGAUCCAAAAUGGUCUGCAUGGGGCAGCUGGAGAGCAGUAGGGAAAUGUAACUGUGGGAAAGGAACUCAAAAAUACGUCAGAUAUAGGACAUGCUUAAACCGAGGACUACGUUAUUGGGGCAAAAAAUGUUACGGAAGGAGGAAAACAUAUAAAUAUAAACCAUGUCGUCGCUCCAUUUGUGAUCCAAAAUGGUCUGCAUGGGGCAAAUGGAGAGCAGUAGGGAAUUGUAACUGUGGGAAAGGAACUCAAAAAUACGUCAGACACAGGACAUGCCUAAACCGAGGCCUACGUUAUUGGGUCAAAAGAUGUUACGGCAGGAGGAAAACAUACAAAUAUAAACGAUGUCGUCGCUCCAUUUGUGAUCCAAAAUGGUCUGCAUGGGGCAAAUGGAGACCAGUUGGAACUUGUAACUGUAGGAAAGGAACUCAAAAAUACGUCAAAUAUAGGACAUGCUUAAACCGAGGAAUACGUUAUGGAGGCAAAAGAUGUUACGGCAGGAGGAAAGCAUAUAAAUAUAAACAAUGUCAUCGCUCCACUUGUGAUCCAAAAUGGUCUUCAUGGAGCAAAUGGAGACCAGUAGGGAAAUGUAACUGUAGGAAAGGAACUCAAAAAUACGUCAGAUAUAGGACAUGCUUUAACCGAGGACUACGUUAUGGAGGCAAAAAAUGUUACGGCAGGAGGAAAACAUAUAAAUAUAAACCAUGUCGUCGCUCCAUUUGUGAUCCAAAAUGGUCUUCAUGGGGCAAAUGGAGACCACUAGGAAAAUGUAACUGUAGGAAAGGAACUCGAAAAUUCGUCAGAUACAGGACAUGUCUAAACCGAGGCCUACGUUAUUGGGGCAAAAGAUGUUACGGCAGGAAGAAGACAUAUAAAUAUAAACCAUGUCGUCGCUCUAUCCAAAAUGGUCUGCAUGGGGCAAAUGGAGACCAGUUGGAACUUGUAACUGUAGGAAAGGAACUCAAAAAUACGUCAGAUAUAGGACUUGUCUAA